AUGGCUUCUUCUUCUUCUUCUCAUGUUGCUGGUUCUUCCAAGACUGUUUUAGCAACAUCACAAAGCAGAGAAGCAAAUGCUUUGUUGAAGUGGAAAGCAAGCCUUGACAACCAAAGCCAGGUUUCACUAUCUUCGUGGACAGGGAAUAGUCCAUGCAAUUGGCUCGGAAUUGUGUGUGACGUGUCCACAUCUGUCUCCAACAUAAGGCUUGCAAAUAUGGGACUAAGAGGUACGCUUCAAUGUCUCAACUUCUCAUCACUUCCAAACAUCCUCAAUCUAAAUAUAAGUGGUAACUCCUUGAAUGGAAGUGUUCCUCCCCAAAUUGGGGUGUUGUCCAAACUCUCCCAUCUUGAUCUCAGUCACAAUCAUCUCUCUGGAACAAUUCCAUCUGAAAUAACACACUUGCCUGCUCUUCUUACUUUAUAUUUGUCUAAUAAUAUUUUCAGUGGUUCCAUUCCUCAAGAUAUUGGUGCAUUGUUGAAUCUCAGAGAGCUUAGUCUUGAAUUUACUAAUCUCACAGGGACUAUCCCAGUUUCUAUAGGGAAGCUAGCCUUCUUGUCUUAUCUUUCUCUUUGGAAUUGCAACCUCACAGGGUCUAUCCCAAUUUCUAUAGGAAACUUGGCCAACUUGUCCAAUCUUGAUUUAACUCGGAACAAAUUUUCUGGCUAUAUUCCUCAGGAAAUUGGGAAACUGUCAUACCUGAAGUAUUUGUGGCUUGGACAUAAUGACUUUUAUGGUUCUAUCCCUAAAGAAAUUGGCAAGUUGAGGAACCUAGAGAAACUACAUCUUCAGGACAACUAUUUUUCUGGGCACAUUCCUGCGGAAAUUGGGGAGUUGGUCAACUUGAAGGAAUUAUUCUUUUACGAGAAUGAAAUUUCUGGCUCCAUUCCUAUGGAAAUUGGGAAAUUGGUAAACAUGAAUCAACUGCAUGUCCGUAGCAAUCAUCUUUCUGGUUCCAUUCCUCAAGAAAUUGGAAUGUUGACAGCUAUGUUUAGUCUUGAUUUAUCCAAUAACUAUCUCUCUGGACCAAUUCCUUCUACAAUUGGAAAUUUGACAAAGGUUAGUUACUUAGCUCUAUACUCAAAUGAACUCAGUGGCAACAUUCCAAUAGAAAUGAACAAGCUAACCAAUUUGGAAAGUGUGCAGCUAUCUGAUAAUCAUUUCAUUGGUAGUUUGCCUCACAACAUUUGCAUUAGUGGAAAGUUGGAAUUCUUUGCUGCUUCCAAUAACCAUUUCACAGGUCCAGUUCCAAAGAGCUUGAAGAAUUGCACCAGCCUCAUAAGACUUAGGCUUGAACAAAACCAACUGAGUGGAAAUAUAGCAGAUGCUUUUGGUGUGUAUCCAAAUCUGAUAUACAUGGGAUUGAGUGAAAAUAAUUUUUAUGGCCAUCUUUCACCUAACUGGGGAAAGUGCCAUAACCUCGCAACCCUCAUGAUCUCCAACAAUGAUUUGUCAGGUGCUAUACCAUCAGAACUAGGUGAGGCAACCAACUUAGGUAUACUUGACUUAUCUUCAAACCAUCUUGCAGGAAAAUUUCCGAAAGAACUAGGCAACUUGACUUCAUUGAUCAAACUCUUGAUGAGCAACAAUCGUCUUUCAGGAAAUGUUCCCAUACAAAUAGCAUCAUUGCAAGAACUUGAUACCUUGGAUCUUGCAACAAAUAAUUUGAAUGGCUUCAUCAUAGAACAACUGGGAAGGUUGCCUAAGUUAUUGAACUUGAAUUUGAGCCAAAAUAAAUUCAAGGGAAAUAUUCCUGUUGAGUUUGCCAAAUUAAAAGUUCUUCAAAGCUUUGAUCUUAGUGGGAAUUCUUUGGGUGGAACAAUACCACCAGUGCUUGGACAGCUGAAAUACUUAGAAACAUUGAAUCUCUCACGUAAUAAUCUUUUUGGUGCCAUUCCCUCCAGCUUUGAUCAGAUGUUAAGCUUGACAUCCAUUGAUAUAUCAUACAACCAAUUAGAGGGUCCACUUCCAAGCAUUUUAGCUUUCCAAAAAGCUCCAAUUGAAGCAUUGAGAAAUAACAAAGGCUUGUGUGGUAAUGUCUCUGGCCUAGAGCCUUGCCGAAGUAGCAAAUCUCAUAAUCAUAAAACUAUCAAAGUCAUAUUGGUAGUUUUACCCCUUUUGGGCACUGUAGUACUAGUACUAUUUGCUUUUGGUGUCUCAUAUUGUCUUUGCCGACCUUCAAGCACAGAAGAAAACCAAGCUGCAGAAUCACAAGCUCAAAAUCUAUUUGCAGUAUGGGGUUUUGAUGGCAAAAUAGUGUAUGAGAACAUUAUUGAAGCCACGGAAGAGUUUGACAACAGCCAUCUAAUUGGGGUUGGAGGGCAGGGAUGUGUUUACAAAGCAGAGUUGCCCACAGGUCAAGUUGUAGCUGUGAAGAAACUCCAUUCAAUACCAAAUGGAGAAAUGUCCAAUCUAAAAGCUUUCACAAGUGAGAUCCAAGCUUUGACAGAAAUUCGACAUCGUAACAUUGUGAAAUUAUAUGGCUUUUGUUCACACUCACGAUUCUCAUUUCUGGUUUAUGAGCUAUUGGAGAAGGGAAGUGUGGAGAAUAUUUUGAAAGAUGAUGAACAAGCAAUUGCAUUUGACUGGAAUAAGAGGGUCAAUGUGGUUAAAGGUGUAGCUGAUGCUUUAUGCUAUAUGCACCAUGAUUGCUCACCUCCAUUUGUUCAUCGUGAUAUAUCAAGCAAGAAUGUUCUUCUUGAUUUGCAAUAUGUGGCUCAUUUGUCAGACUUUGGAACAGCUAAGCUUCUUAAUCCUAACUCAAACCACUGGACCUCGUUUGCAGGAACCUUCGGAUAUGCUGCUCCAGAACUUGCAUACACAAUGGAAGUUAAUGAGAAAAGUGAUGUGUUUAGUUUUGGGGUAUUAGCAUUGGAAAUUCUUUUUGGAAAGCACCCAGGAGAUGUUAUAUCUUCUUCUUUGCUAUCAUCAUCUUCAUGGAGUGUCAUGGCCUCCACACUUAAUGCUAUACCAUUGAUGGAUAAGUUGGACCAGCGUCUCCCUCAUCCUAUAAAUCCUGUUGUUAAGGAGGUGGAAUCAAUUGGAAGGAUAGCAAUUGCCUGUUUGACUGAAACCUCACGUUCUCGCCCUACCAUGGAGCAGAUUGUCAAGGAACUUGUAAUGCCGAAGUCAUCUUCAAUGGAUUAA
This is a messenger RNA of Gastrolobium bilobum, 3147 nucleotides long. Its product is annotated as MDIS1-interacting receptor like kinase 2-like. Gene Ontology annotation, biological process: protein phosphorylation. Gene Ontology annotation, molecular function: protein kinase activity; ATP binding; protein binding. The coding region runs from base 1 to 3147 and encodes 1048 amino acids. The transcript has 2 exons. The record is from RefSeq and is a predicted model, not a curated record. NCBI's taxonomy places the organism in Eukaryota, Viridiplantae, Streptophyta, Magnoliopsida, Fabales, Fabaceae.